AUGUUGUACCGCCAUCUCAGCAAAACUGACACGACUUGUUACCCAUUCCAACCAGUCCUCAGCUCUAGCACCAUUCGCUUGGAGCAAUCCCACACUUACAUCAAUGAGCAGCGGUCGUUCAUCACAAUGCCAAAAGGCAGUAGCCCCACAGCAGCUGCAGAAUUCUCUGAAUACCCCUAG
Molecule: messenger RNA, 180 nt
Organism: Penicillium coprophilum
Lineage: Eukaryota; Fungi; Ascomycota; Eurotiomycetes; Eurotiales; Aspergillaceae
Exons: 1
Coding region: 1-180 (59 amino acids)
Source: RefSeq, a predicted model, not a curated record